AUGGGAUCUCCAGACGAGAAUGACCAGUUUGGCUACGAUCAUGACGUCCAAGGAGUGCCUUCCACCCACGAAAACUCAUUGAAAGAUAUCUCGAAAACGGAAACAAACGAAGUCACGAAAGACGAGGAUGUCAAGCCUUCCCCUCCGUCAUGGAAGCCGGGUGCCCUGAGACAGUUCCCCAUCUACGGCAUCCUCCCUUUGCUGUUGAGCACCGGCAUAGCAAUCCUCAUAGUCCGCCUAACGCACCACAAAGACAUCGAGCAAUGGUCCGGUCGCAAGGCUCCGCAAGUGCUACUCUCCUACACGACCACCGUCGCCAACUCCCUCAUGGGUGUGGCGUUUGCGGAGGCGGCGGUGAUCACCUUCUGGAGAGGAGCCGUGAGCGGGAUGCCGGUUAGUAACUUGCAUUAUGUGUGGUCUAGCUCGAGCAGUGUUGUGGGUGCGCUGAAUAGUUUGUGGAGGAGGAGGGCUGUUGGUGUUAGUUUGGUGUCCAUCCUUGUGGCCAUCUCGACCCUUCUUCGCGGCCCUCUCAUGCAGAGAUCCACCUAUGUCGAACUGGUUGAUCUCGAAAUCUUGGACACGAUCAAGGUCCCGGUCAUGGCGGACAUGGGCAAUGAUUGGGGCGGCAUGAUGACGGGGCAGUCGUUGAUGGACCUCCGCUUUGCUCCCGGCUUCGCGGACACGGUCGCCAACUAUCAAUCUCAGAGCCCGAUGUCGCUUCUCGGGGCGAAUUGCACUAACUGCGAUUUGAACGUGGUGGCCUUCGGCUUCCAAGUAAACUGCACAGCCACCAAAAUCCCGUACAACCUCACCGGGAGCUUCGAAGCCAUUAUGAACCAAACGUUCAAGGCAACCGUGUUCGACUCCAGAAUCGGCAUUGUCGAAGAAUCCGCGAGAGGGAGUUUGAUCAACAUCAGCGUAGUGCGCAAGGUCGAUGUUGGAUACGAAGGUAACUUGGAGCACAAGGUGUGCUUGCUGGCUCCUUCUUUGCUGAACUACAGCAUGAAUCUCGACGGCAACAUCUUGAGCUUCAAGUCGGAAGACUGGUAUGACGUCUCGGCUGUGGAGGACCCGUUGAAUCUGCCGCCGGUGGACUCCUUUGUUAAGCCGAUCAACAUGACCCUCGCCUACCGCUCCGGGCUCGGCAGCACCAUCCCCGCCCUCCAAUCCAUCGGCUCCCUCCUCUUCGACUCCAGCUCCAAGGUCUCCCACGGCGGCGCCGUAGGCUGGACCACCUCCAACUCCGGCCUCCUCUCCAACCUCUUCUACACCGCCGAAACACCCGCCUUGCGACGCAGCUCCGAUCCCAAGGAUUACUCCUUCGAAGACCCCAUGCAAGACAUCAUCAACGCGUACCGAGACAUUGCCUUCCGCAUGUCUUUGCAGGCAGCUACCGAGGAGAACGAGGGUCUCACUGAUCAAAAUGUGAAAGUCUUUCAGGAGGUGGGGUAUACAAGUCAUACGUCCAUGGCAAGGUACGCGAUGGAUAAAGCUGCUCUGGCAGUGGCGGUGGUGAUUAGUUUGUUAGGGCCCGUGGCUACGCUUAUCCUGUUCUGGGGGUGGUGGAAAUUGGGGAGGAGGUUCACGAUGAGUCCUUUGGAGAUGAUUAAUGCUGUUUUGGCACCUGUGGAGGAGGAGUUCUUUGGCGAUGACGAGGAAAAGGAUGACAGAAGGCAGGAAGAGAGACCGACACAGGGCACGGGACGGUCUGCCAAGCGGGAUCAGUUGGAGGUGGCCAGAGUGUUGGCUGAGUGUGGUAAGGGUGAUGCGUCGGGAGCGGAUUUGGCGAAUCAUGUUAGGCAGAAGAAGAAGGGGGAUCAGGAGCCGGUGGUGAAGUAUGGCGUUGAUGGAAGGGGAAAGCUUUCGAUGCAGGUUGUGGGCGGUGGUGGUAGUGGUGGUAUGAGGCGGAGAAGAGAGAAAGAAGGGGGGUUCGUUUCGGGGCUGGUGGAUGUUUUGUUGAAUGAUGGGUGA
Sordaria macrospora k-hell is the source of this 1971-nucleotide messenger RNA. Lineage: Eukaryota; Fungi; Ascomycota; Sordariomycetes; Sordariales; Sordariaceae. The record is from RefSeq and is a predicted model, not a curated record.